AUACGUCACCGUGUGCGACUGACGUCAUAUGCUCGACGCGUGCAGCUCGUUAGCUGUUUAGCUCUGAGCUGUGAAUUUAUCCCGUUGUUUUUAUGGCGAAUGGAUGCCAGGGUGAGCUAUUCGUGCGGGGUACGGGGCAGAGUGAUGACUCCGAUAUUUGGGAUGACACCGCUUUGAUAAAAGCCUAUGAUAAGGCUGUAGCGUCAUUUAAGACUGCCCUUAAAGGGGAAGACGAGCCGCAAGCUUCGGUCAAGAUCCCACCGGGCAAGAAGCGCAAGAAUAAUAAAAACAAGAACAGUAGGAAAAGAACGAAUGCAUUGCCAGAUAAAGAGUGGCAAGUUGGCGAUUCUUGCUGCGCUUACUGGUCAGAAGACAGUCAACUGUACUCGGCUACCAUCUCCUCCGUCGACAAGGAGAGGGCCACAUGCGUCGUUGUCUACACCAACUAUGGCAAUGAAGAAGAGCAGAACCUCGCAGACUUGCUUUCAGAGAUCUCUGAGAAUGACGAAGAACCCAAAACCACGACCCAGGAGGCAGAAUCGUCCACAGAGGAGAGUGACAGGUCAAAUGAACCAAACCAGCACAAGCAGCAACAUCCGCACAGUAAAAGCCGAAAGGCCAACUUCCACAAGGUUCCUCCCCCUAUGUGGGCUCCUGGAUUCCCUCCUCCAUGCCCGCCUCCCAUGCCACCGUUCAGACAGGGUGGAAAAAGGCAUGUGGGUAAACACGGGCAUGCACCUCCUCCCUGGCAUCCCAUGAUGCAAUUCGGCCCACCGAUGAUCCCUCCUCCUCCUCCCAUGAGUCCCGAAAUGGGAGAUGACGAGGCCAUGAGCAGCAUGCUCAUCUCCUGGUACAUGAGUGGAUACCACACAGGCUACUAUCUGGGUUUGAAACACGGUCGCAACGAAGCUGCCAAAUGGACCAAACCGCACCAGAAGUGAAAAACAAGAAAGUGGCCGUUGUACUUGUUAGUGAAUGCUCAACCAAGGGACGACAGUUUUGUAUUCUCUGUAAAUAGAUUUAAUAAAAGAUAUGAAAUGAA
Syngnathus typhle (broad-nosed pipefish) is the source of this 1042-nucleotide messenger RNA. It is a transcript of the gene smn1, whose product is annotated as survival of motor neuron 1, telomeric. Gene Ontology annotation, cellular component: nucleus; cytoplasm. The coding region runs from base 93 to 941 and encodes 282 amino acids. Gene Ontology annotation, biological process: mRNA processing. The record is from RefSeq and is a predicted model, not a curated record. The transcript is spliced from 8 exons. Gene Ontology annotation, molecular function: RNA binding. Lineage: Eukaryota; Metazoa; Chordata; Actinopteri; Syngnathiformes; Syngnathidae.